This is a messenger RNA of Punctularia strigosozonata HHB-11173 SS5, 816 nucleotides long. Its product is annotated as kinase-like protein. Gene Ontology annotation, molecular function: ATP binding; protein serine/threonine kinase activity. Gene Ontology annotation, cellular component: cytoplasm; nucleus. The transcript has 2 exons. The record is from RefSeq and is a predicted model, not a curated record. Gene Ontology annotation, biological process: peptidyl-serine phosphorylation; signal transduction. The annotation marks the transcript as partial. NCBI's taxonomy places the organism in Eukaryota, Fungi, Basidiomycota, Agaricomycetes, Corticiales, Punctulariaceae.
CUCGAACACUUGCAUUCGUUCGGAAUCGUGCAUCGUGAUGUCAAGCCUGCGAACAUCCUCGCUUGCUUGGACGAUCCAUCACGCCUGAAACUGAUAGACUUUGGCAUCGCUAAGCCGUUCCAGCGCAGUGGCUCGCCCACUCAAUACGACCCUAUCAAGGAGGAUAGGAUCAUUGUCGGCACAUUGCAUUGGGCCAGCCUGAACUCUCACCGGGGAGUCGACCUCUCUCGGCGAGAUGACCUUGAGUCUCUUGCUUACGUCGGCCUUUUCCUGCUUCGUGGAGACUUGCCCUGGCGAGCGGAGCACACCGAGUCAAAGGCGUACUUGUAUGAGGGCGAAAAGCAUGCAAUGAUGCGCAUACAUGCUGCCAAGGAGGCAUGCAAAGGCUCGGUGCUCGUACGCGCUGGCUUCCCUGAAAUCGGCGGCUUCUUGGACUACAGUCGGUCUCUCGGCUUUUGUGAAACUCCCGACUAUCGCACCUGGAGGCAACGAUUCGCUACUCUUGCUCAACGGUCUGGUUGUCGAUCGUCGAGCGAACCGCUUGACUGGACACCAUGCGAUGUAGAGCGGAUUAAAAGCGUUAUGCCUACGGAUCGCACACCCCCUCGGCCAGACGACGCAGCGGGUCCUUCGGGGCCCAGGGAUCCGGCAUACACUAACAGCUACUACGCCAUCGAUCCUUGGGGUGGUAUCGAAUAUUGGGAUGACCGGCAGUAUGAACGGGACAAUGACCUCACACUGCCCGCGGGGUACGAUGCAAAGCGGCUGGAUGCGUGCCUUCCCAGCAUCGUCAUUCACCCUGAACCACGGCCAUGA